Molecule: messenger RNA, 2996 nt
Organism: Salvelinus fontinalis (brook trout)
Lineage: Eukaryota; Metazoa; Chordata; Actinopteri; Salmoniformes; Salmonidae
Gene: ndor1
Product: NADPH dependent diflavin oxidoreductase 1
Exons: 15
Coding region: 952-2742 (596 amino acids)
Cellular component (GO): cytosol
Molecular function (GO): FMN binding; NADPH-hemoprotein reductase activity; flavin adenine dinucleotide binding
Source: RefSeq, a predicted model, not a curated record
CUAACAGUCAGGUGAAAUUGAUGGCAGCUGUGGGAUAAUUCUGCUAUCUCUUUCAGCCCUUUGUCGGACCUACGACCCUGUUCGCAUUGGGUUUACAGUAGCAGGUUGGCAUUUAUUGUCAUGAAUCUUGACCUGGAGAAAGCUCUGCAGGGGGUAAUUUGAGGAACGUUCCAACAGUGAUAUGUUCCAAAAACUUCGUGAAGUACAAAGUUGCCAACAAAAAACGCAUACAAAGUAGCCUGAUCAAUUCACCUAGCUAACUAGCUGCUGAAUAGGCAUCAACUCACCACGUAGCUUAUUCUUAACGUUUAUCCAUAGGCUACCAGAGUGAGGACAGACAAUUUUUGGAAUAAACGUGGUGAGUGAAAAACUUCAUGAAGUAGUCCACUCCCUACCCGGUAUCUUAUUCUGCCGCUAUACAACUUUGUAUGCGUUGUUUGUUGGCAACCUUGUUAUUUACGAGGUUUUUGGAAAAGAUUCCAGUUGGAAUGUAACACAAAUUAUACCCACCCUCUGCACGGUGGGUUACGGCACUGGAGGUAGUGUUGUAUGCUUUACCUGUAAUCACAUGGUGGUCCUGAUAAACUCCAGCUGAGUUUUGUAACAGUAACUAACUUUGCAGAUAACCAUACGCCGAGUCCGAUUGUAACUAAGGCAGUGUAAACAGAUAACCUUCGGUGCAACUUACAUAUGCAUUUGUCAAUACCUAAGUAAAUUGCCAAAAGAGUCCAGACAGACUAAAGACAGCUAACUAACUUUCAAGGAUGUCAAUAUCAUAUCAAGCGUCCAUUGUGUAGACCAACAAUGGGAUGCUUCUUUAAGUUAGCCACCCCAGUCAUAGACUGUUCUCUCUACUACCGCAUGGCAAGCGGUACUGGAGUGCCAAGUCUAGAACAAAAAGGCUUCUCAACAGUUUUUACCCCCAAGCCAUAAGACUUCUGAACAGUGAGAAUGUCAGCCCCAAAGCUGUUGAUUCUAUAUGGGAGCCAGACGGGCACUGCCCAGGACACGGCCGAGCGGAUUGGACGCCAGGCGCAAAGGAGGCGAAUGCAAGUCAAAGCGGAGGCUCUUGACAGUUACAAUGUGGCUAACCUCAUCUCUGAGUCCCUGGUUGUAUUUGUGUGUUCCACCACUGGCCAAGGAGAUCCACCAGACAACAUGAAGAAUUUCUGGCGGUUCGUGUUUAGGAAGUCUCUGCCCGCUGGAUCUCUGUGUCGCCUAGACUGUGCCGUGCUGGGCUUGGGUGAUUCCUCCUAUCCCAAGUUCAACUUUGUGGCGAAGAAGCUUCAAAAGCGCCUUAUGCAGCUGGGGGCCAGUGUGCUGCUGCCUGUGGGACUGGCAGAUGACCAGCACGACCUGGGUGCAGAUGGGGUGAUUGACCCCUGGCUCAUGUCAUUCUGGGAGAGGGCGCAAGCUCUAUAUCCAACACCUGCUGGCCAGAGUCUUAUCAGGGAGGAUGAACCACUCCCUCCGAGGUACGUUUUCAGAUUUCUGGAUGACGUCACUGAGAAUAGGGCAGAUAGGCUAAGAGUGCCAGAGCUGCCGAUCUCGCCCUCUCAGACACACACAUUUCCAGGCAGGGUGGUAUCCAGUAAAAGGGUUACGCACGCAUCCCACUUUCAGGAUGUUCGACACAUUGAGUUUGACAUCACAGGCUCAGAUAUUGAGUUCACUGCUGGGGACGUGGUGAUGAUGAGACCUUGUAACACCCCUGAGGAUGUGGAGCAGUUCUGUCAGCUCCUGAGACUGGACCCUGAUCGCCAGUUCACCCUCAGCCCCACAAACUGCGACACAGAUUCAGUCCCAGCCCGCCUGGCCCAGCCUUGCACGGUUCGGCAUCUGGUGGAGAGCUUCCUGGACAUAGCGGCAGUGCCUCGUCGCUCCUUCUUCGAGCUCCUCGCCACCUUUGCCACCAAUGAGCUGGAGCGGGAGAAGUUGUCUGAGUUUAACUCUGCCCAGGGCCAGGACGAGCUGCAUGCCUACUGCAACAGGCCGCGACGCACUGCCUUGGAGGUGUUGACCGACUUCCCCCACACGACAGCAGAGCUGAGUGUAGACUACCUACUGGACCUGUUCCCUGAGAUUCAGCCUCGCUCCUUCUCCAUUGCCUCCUCCCUGCUGACACAUCCCAACAGGAUCCAGAUACUGCUAGCUGUGGUGCACUACAAAACCAAGAUGCACCUGCCACGCAAGGGCCUGUGUUCCUCCUGGCUAGCCUCACUGGACCCCAAACAAGGGGAGGUUUAUGUGCCUUUGUGGGUAAAGAAGGGGAGUAUGAAGUUCCCUAAGGACCCCUACUCCCCUGUGAUCAUGGUUGGGCCUGGAACGGGAGUGGCUCCUUUCAGGUCUGCUUUGCAGGAGAGGAUAGCCCAGGGCAAGACUGCCAAUGUGCUGUUUUUUGGCUGCCGGUCCCAGUCUAAGGAUUUCUACUGCUGCUCAGAAUGGGAGGAGAUGGAGAAAGCAGGGCAGCUGACACUCUUCACAGCUUUCUCCAGGGAUCAGGAAGACAAGAUUUAUGUGCAACAGCGUGUGCAGGAGCAAGCUGAGCUGCUGUGGGAUCUGAUCGCCAAUAAGAAAGGCUACUUUUACAUCGCAGGCAACGCCAAACAGAUGCCGACGGCAGUGUGUGACGCCCUGAAGGAGGGCUUUCAGAGCCAAGGGGGCGUGUCCUCUGACGAGGCGGACGAGAUGCUGGUUGCCAUGGAGAGGGCAGGCCGAUUCCAGAGCGAGACCUGGUCCUGAUCACAUGGCUACAGCGGUGCUAUUCAAAUGCAGCAAGCUUUAUCAGUUUGACAUAUUGUUUGGGCAGUAUACUGCUCCAAGUGCUUUCAUUUGACAAUCAGUGGUGACUUCACUGCAGAGGAAUUCAAAUCAACACCAUACCACUUCUGUACCAAGGUUUAGGUACCGGUUUAGAAAAUAGGUGUCAAAUAUUACUAGAUAUACUACUGUACUACAAGCAGCACUGCAUAGUGCUAUUAAAUGUUUCCAAAGUG